Protomyces lactucae-debilis is the source of this 1943-nucleotide messenger RNA. RefSeq names its product major facilitator superfamily domain-containing protein. The transcript has a single exon. Lineage: Eukaryota; Fungi; Ascomycota; Taphrinomycetes; Taphrinales; Protomycetaceae. The record is from RefSeq and is a predicted model, not a curated record. Gene Ontology annotation, molecular function: transmembrane transporter activity. Gene Ontology annotation, cellular component: membrane. Bases 158 to 1879 code for a protein of 573 amino acids. Gene Ontology annotation, biological process: transmembrane transport.
CAUUUCCUCAAAUUUGUCAGCGCAACUCAACAAAAGACGUCAGCAUCAACCCAUCCCCAGUCUUGACAGCUCGUCCAGAGCCAGGGCGCAUCCACAGCAGCACAGGCCCAUGUCGCACUAGGAUCGCCCUGCUUUUCCGAUCUCAAGGCCCCCAAGAAUGAGUGCAGACUUGCUCGGCGCAGAGCUCGAGGACGAGUACAUCAUUGAAGCAGCAGCGCAAGAACGAGCUCCCCUCCUUGGCCAUAGACGCACAGAGCAUCACGAUGGGUCAGUCGAUGGGAAAGAAAGGGACAGCAACCUUGACUUGCUCUGGUACCGCAAACCGAACCUCUACUGGCUCUUGCCGCCCUUCAUCUUUACUGCUACAAUGAGCGGUGCGGCCAUCACCCCGAGACUCUCGCUCAUGGGUGACUUGCUCUGUCGCAAUUACUACACUCAGCAUUCACCAGGCUUGCUUGACCCGAACCUAUCACUCAUCCAAAUCGGCCAUCAAGUUGAUUGUAAUAUUCCGGAAAUCUCAGCUCGAAUUGCAAGACUCUCAACAGGCAUCAACAUCCUCACAGGUGUCUUGUCUGCCCUGACAGCAGCAAAGUAUGGUGCCUGGUCAGAUCGUCAUGGUCGGCGCUGGCCGUUGUUUGCCACCAUGAUUGGUGCGUUGUUGAAUGAUUUGUGCUACAUUCUUGUUGCAAAGUACUAUCGUACCCUACCGCUUGGCUUCCUAUUCGUUGGUGCACUCUGUGAUGGUCUUGCUGGAUCCUUCAUGAGUGCCAUGGCAGCGACGUAUGCCUAUACGACCGAUGUCGUGCCACCUGCUAGACGCGCUGUUGCAUUCGGAUACUUUCAAUGCUGCUUCUAUGCAGGCAUUGCUCUAGGACCAUCGCUCGGUGGCUAUCUCGUCACCAAAACCAACAAUGUCUUGACAAUUUUCUACCUUGCCAUGACGGUACAUGCCAUCUUUGCAGUGUAUACGGCACUCUUGCUACCAGAGAGUCUAUCGAGAACGCGAAUGGAUCAAGCUGCACGACGACACGUUCGAGACGUGGCUGCACGACGUGAUGCAUCCCUUGCAUUGACAGACCCAGAACAAUCAAAAGCUCAAGUGUCCUUUGCAAAGAUGAUGGAGAAGGCGAAUAUCUUCAAAGCACUCCGAGUCUUUUUCCCUCAACACAGCGCGCCAGCUAUUCGACGCAACCUCAAGUUACUCGUUGGGAUUGACUUGUGCUUACUCAUGAAUAUGGGUUCCUUCACCGUCAUCAUCUUGUAUGCAAAACUCAUCUUUCGAUGGCGAGACUUGGAACAAGGAUACUUACUCUCCCUCAUCGGUGGAAGUCGUGUGAUUGUCCUCCUUGGCAUCCUUCCCAUCGUCGUCCGUCUCGUUCGUGGCAAACAACCAAAACGCACACCGGAAGAAUGCGCAGCUGCCAAUGCACAACGUGGGAAUGAACCAGAAGGUGCAGAUAUGCUUGAUAUUUGGCUGAUUCGUGGAUCUCUCUUAUUCGAGUCUGUGGCGUUUGCUUCCAUGGCACUGGCAAAGACAUCCGCUGGGUUCUACCUCGGUGGUGCGCUCUCAGGGUUCGCUGGUGUCGGCACACCGACUCUACAGAGUGCAUUGACAAAACAUGUAUAUGAAACGGAGACUGGCCAAUUGCUAGGAGCAGUGGCACUCCUACAAUCUUUGAAUCGGGUGGCGUCACCGUUGUUGUUUGGGUUUUUGUAUAGUUUGACGGUGAAGCGGAUGCCGGCUGUGGUGUUUUGGUUGAUUGCAUCAUUGAUGCUGGGUGGGUUCUUGUUGUCGACUGGGUUGCGGCAGACGUCGAGGGAUGAUAAGCAGUUGCUUGCUGAGAAUGAUGAUGAUGUCGAGCAGAGCCAUCUAUACUAGUUCAUAGUUAUUUACAGGUCAAUUUCGUUGUAGUCAACCAAGUGUAUGAAAAGAAUCGAUUACU